Molecule: messenger RNA, 1206 nt
Organism: Salvia hispanica
Lineage: Eukaryota; Viridiplantae; Streptophyta; Magnoliopsida; Lamiales; Lamiaceae
Source: RefSeq, a predicted model, not a curated record
CGAAUCCCUCUCAUUUCAAAUUUUCUGCAAUCCUGCUACAUCUCCUUCUCGUAGUUGAAGAUCCAAUUUCGAAAUCCCUUUGACAUGGAAAUCCCCCAAGAAACUGAUGAUUACAUAAGAGAAUCAAUCGAUCACAGCGUCGGUCUGGCGGUCUCUACCGACGCACUUCUUUUUAAACUUCGAGCGGUCGAAGCGUCGCGGACUCACCUCCGUCGCCAGUAUCUCUCUCUGCAAUCCAAGCUAAAAGAGAAAGAUGACGCCAUUGAACGAUCUAGGGCCGAGGCGAGCAUGAAUGCGGUGGCUUUGAAGAAAUUUGUGGAGGAAAACCAGAAAUUGGCGACGGAAUGCUCUAAUCUGUUGGCGGCGUGCAAUAAAUGGGAGAGAGAGUGCUCGCUCUAUGACCACGAUCGUGAAGCUUUGAUGGAUUUUGCGAACGAGGCGGACGAGAGAGCCAAGGAAGCUGAGGUACGGAAUCGUGAUUUAGAGGAGGAGAAAAAGAUAUUGGAGGAAGAGUUGUAUUUCUACAAGUGUCAAUCCCCGCAGUUGGAUGGCAAGUCCACCAAUACAGAAGAGGAACAUCGUUUAGUGAAUUCACUGUUCACUGCUAUGUUUGGCAAGGACGAAAUUGUGUCAACUGCACAUAGCUUCCUAGAGGCACAUACGGGAAUUGAAGUUUGCCACAAGUUAGUGACAUUGUGGUCAAGCUUGAGUCCUUUAACCCAGAAAGCUGUAGCAUUAGCAGCAAAGGUGAAAAGUCUAGAGGAAGACAAGGACCAUUUAACGAAUAACCUUCGUAGAGCUGAAGAGGAGGUGAAUGCCUUCUUUGAAGAAAACAACGUCCUGAACGAGGAGAAUAAACGGUUGAUGAGGCAAUGCUAUAGGGAAAAGCACAAUAAUGGUUCAAGUGGAGGCACUGCUUCUGGAAAGGGGAAAAGAAAAUGCAGCCCCAAGAUGAGUAGCCCAGUGGAGAAGAAGAUUGAUUCAAGUGAUGUGAAUAUGCUGAGACAGCCACUCUCACCACUCCAAUUUAACUCCCCUGAAUCGAGAAUGCACAAGCAGUAAAUCAAGAGAUUUGGUCUUUAAUUUUUUUCAUCCCCUUGUUAAUUUGUCUAAUUCCUAAAUUUCUGGGGAGAAAGUAAUGAUGAUUGAUCACUGUAGUUGUGAUUAUAGAUGCAACGAAAUGAGACGCUUUGAUACUUGUGAUUA